AUGUAUUCUUCAAACAGUCCAAAUAACUCGGUAGCUUAUUACAAUGGCCACAUAUAUACAGUCAACCCUGCCCAACCCUGGGCUGAGGCUUUCAUUGUCUCGGCAACCGGUAUAAUUGAGGCAAUUGGUACCGAAGAGGAAAUCUUCAAGAUUGCUAACUCACGAAACCUCAUCCGAUAUGAUCUCGCUCAAAGAUUCGUCAUGCCGGGUAUCCAUGAUGCCCACACCCAUCUGCUGCUUGCCAGCAUGCAAGCCUUGAACGAGUCAUCUAUUGGCUUCGACUCUGGUGCGAGCAAUAUCAGUCAGCGAUUGCAAGACGGUAUAUGUGCUUGUGCUUAUCACAAUGUGGCUGGAGACUGGGUAAUUGGCAAUUUCUAUCAAGCUAGUUUCUUCCCUGAUGGUAUCCCCGAUCGCAAAUACUUGGAUUCCAAGUAUCCAACCACACCAGUACUCGUGCGGGAGGUUUCUUGCCAUCGCAUUCUUCUCAACACUCCGGGGUUGAAAAGAGCAGGAAUCGAUCCUGUUCAUGCAGUUGAUCCACCAGGCGGCUUUUAUGUCCGCCGUCCAGAUGGAAGCCUAACUGGAGAAGUCGCUGAAAGCGCCAUGAGCCAAGUCUUCUCGAAGCUCCCCAUUACGCCUUUAUCUCACGCCAAACGAGCGUUGGAGUUUGGCAUACGCAUGUGUCUCAAGUAUGGAAUCACAUCCUGCCAGGAAGCCUCCGCCAACUCGCUAUACCUCCAUGCCGUCCAAGAACUGGAGCAGGAAAAUCGUCUCGACCUCGACAUCUAUACUCAUAUUGUCUGUGCACCUGAGACAUUUGCCAUGGAACCUCGCGAUAGUCUAGCAGCCUUGCUAGAUGUGGCCAAUGGCUUCCGCAGCAAGCAUGUGCAUACAAACUUUGUCAAGUUCUGGCUCGACGGGGCUCCUUUACCUCCACAAUUCACCCAGUGUGAUCUCGACGCGGAGGGUCGUCCGGCGCAGAAGCAUAUGGUGAUUGACUGGCGCUUCUUGGAGGAAGCGGUGACAAAAUAUGAUGCGCGUGGUAUGACCUGCAAACUUCACGUUGCGGGAGAGGGAUCUGCUCGUGGCGCUCUGGAUGUCCUGGAACGAGUUCGAAAGGCCAACCCCAAUGGGCCAAGACACGAGCUGGCGCAUUGUAGUGCAGUUCACGAGGAUGAUAUCCCUCGUUUUGCGAAAAACCGAAUCACUGCCGAGAUGUCCCCUGCCAUUUUCCAUGAACCAGUCGUUCAAGAGAUACCACACCUACUCAAGUGGGCAUUCAAUCAGGUCCUAGAAACAGGAGCCCACAUGACGAUCGGAUCAGACUGGCUACUUCCAGAAACACCUAGCCUUUUCGAUUCACUUGCUGCUAUCGUUGAGAAGGUUGAAGUGUGGCCUGGCGGCCGCAAGAGCUCAGCUUUGGAAUCCGGAAAAACUACCAAGGAACGGGGAGGUGAGAUCUUAUGCCGGGUCAUCACGCUUAGCGGCGCAGAGGCAGUUGGGGCUCAAGAUCGGACUGGCAGUCUGGAAGUUGGAAAGAAGGCCAACUUUAUUGCUGUGGACCGUGAUUUGAGCAAGGGCAAUUUCUCUGGGGCUACUGUUUUGAAGACUUGGUUCGAAGGGCGGUUGGUCUAUGAUAGCAAGGAGCAUGGGUCUGCUACGACACUUUCAACCACUAACAGCAGGUUGUGA
This is a messenger RNA of Penicillium cataractarum, 1692 nucleotides long. RefSeq names its product amidohydrolase. Gene Ontology annotation, molecular function: hydrolase activity, acting on carbon-nitrogen (but not peptide) bonds. Bases 1 to 1692 code for a protein of 563 amino acids. NCBI's taxonomy places the organism in Eukaryota, Fungi, Ascomycota, Eurotiomycetes, Eurotiales, Aspergillaceae. The transcript is spliced from 2 exons. The record is from RefSeq and is a predicted model, not a curated record.